Panicum hallii is the source of this 578-nucleotide messenger RNA. RefSeq lists its product as uncharacterized. The record is from RefSeq and is a predicted model, not a curated record. The coding region runs from base 39 to 488 and encodes 149 amino acids. The transcript is spliced from 3 exons. NCBI's taxonomy places the organism in Eukaryota, Viridiplantae, Streptophyta, Magnoliopsida, Poales, Poaceae.
GUUGGGUUCGAUUCUUGCGAAGCCCACCUUUUUUCCUAAUGCCAGGGAUAGGCCGUCCGAUCCGUCGGACGCCCCUAUCCACUCAAAUGCGCUGCCUCGCUCGCCUCUCGUCCCCGCGUGUGCUGCCUGCUCCCUCGCUCGUCCCAGUGUCCUCCUCCCCCACCUCGGCGGCUCCUUCCCAACAUCGGCGGGGGCGCCUCACCCACCCCGGCGUCAUCCUCCCCAACCCCGGCGUCUCUCGAGGCCGUGGCGAGCAGGGGCGGGCCAGCCAGCGGCACGGGCGCGGGGGAGAAGCAGCGCAGCCGACGGAGGAGCUCCAGGCGGCGUCCAUAGCGGGGCAGCAGGUAGAUCUUGACAACUUUGACGAAAAGGAAUUCCCGAAGGCAGCAGAUCUUGAAUUCAUGGAUGGCAUAUUGGAGGAAGAUGAGCUAUGGAGCAGAUCAUUUGUUUUACUUGGCUGUGGAUUUAACUUUUGUAAUUAUUUAUGAUACAGCACUAACUGCUAACUGUACUGUCCAUAAUAAGUACUCAAAACAUUUUUGGUGAUGAUAUAAGCAUGUAUUUUGUUCCCCAACCAA